Planococcus citri (citrus mealybug) is the source of this 1263-nucleotide messenger RNA. RefSeq names its product fatty acid synthase-like. The record is from RefSeq and is a predicted model, not a curated record. The transcript has 6 exons. Bases 136 to 1263 code for a protein of 375 amino acids. Gene Ontology annotation, biological process: fatty acid biosynthetic process. Gene Ontology annotation, molecular function: 3-oxoacyl-[acyl-carrier-protein] synthase activity; fatty acid synthase activity. NCBI's taxonomy places the organism in Eukaryota, Metazoa, Arthropoda, Insecta, Hemiptera, Pseudococcidae.
CGAAAAGUAGGUACAGUCAAAAUUCAACAGUGCUUUCCGCGACUUGGCGUUGCAAGGUGAAAGUAAAAAUCGCGAAAUCUUCGUUAGUGAAAUUAUUUUUACCCAAGUUGUGAAAAAAAAAGAAAACGGGAAAAAAUGAGUAAUUCGGACGAUAUCGUUAUUUCUGGCAUUUCUGGCGUGUUUCCAAAAAGUGAAAAUGUGGAAGAAUUCAAGAAUAAUUUAUUGGCUGGAAAUGAUAUGAUUUCAUCAUCAUCUGAGAGACACAACAAAAAAGGCUUGAACGCUGGAUUAUUAAAAACAAUCGAUCAUUUUGAUUAUUCUUUUUUUCGCAUAAAUAAUAAUCAUGCCCAAAGUAUGACAUAUUCGGCGAAAAUAUUGCUGGAAAAAACCUUCGAAGCGAUUCUCGACGCAGGUUACAAUCCUCAAGAAAUAAAAGGGGAAAACAUCGCUGUUAUUGGUGGCGUAUGGGAUCUCAAUGAUGAAGGCGAUCCAGCAAAGUAUAAGAAAACUGAAACGUAUUUAGGAUUCGCAGGCAAAAUGGCAUUCAUGUUGACGAACAGAAUUUCGCAAUGGUUGGAUGUUCAUGGACCAAGCUAUUCCGUGAAUACAGCUUGCUCAUCCUCAAUGUACGCCAUUGAUCACGCAAUUAAAACUAUUCAACGAGGACAAUGCGAAGGAGCAAUCGUGUGCAGCUCAAAUUUUUGCUUAACCCCCACAGAAUACUCACCCUCUACACCAUUUCUCAGCCCAGAUGGGACAAGUGCACCAUUUGAUGUAGAUGCAAACGGUUAUGUGAGAUCUGAAGCAGUAGUCGUAGUUUUUUUGCAAAAAAGAAAACACGCGAGACGGAUUUACUCAACCAUCAUUCAUUCGUCAACCAAUUCCGAUGGAUUUCAAGAAAAUGGAUCAGGUUUUCCAUCGAUCAAAGCACAAAUAAAUCUAUAUCAACAAUUUUACCAAGAAAUUAGCCUGGAUCCCCGAAGGAUUUCUUAUAUCGAAGCUCAUGGUACUGGAACUCGGGCAGGAGAUACUGCGGAAGGAACAUCCAUCGAUAAUUUUUUCUGCGCGAAUCGUGCAACUCCAUUAAAGGUGGGAUCAGUCAAAUCGAACAUGGGACACGCUGAGGCGGCAGCAGCUUUAUGUAGCAUAAUCAAAUUAAUCAUAGCUUUCGAAACUGGAACGAUUCCUGCCAAUCUACGAUACAAUAAACCAAAUCCCGACAUUAAGGGUUUGAUUAAUGGACAUCUCGAGGUUAUUUUAUAA